UCCCUGCUAUAAAUUUACCCUUCGAGACUCGCUAGGUUUGCCAAACUGAAAAGCCUUAGGGCACUUUUUAAGAGAUCUAUACAAACAGAAAUUGUUUAUAUAGAUCAUCUCUUACAAUCAAUGGCGAAUUCCUCUAGAAGGCCGAGUGGACCGGUGUUGCUUAGAUCGGCGUUUGAGAGGUCAAUCUCACCUACUGGCCGGUUCUGUAACACCACCACCACAGCAACUGAUGCGAUGUCGUUCGCUUCGUACAGCCACUCUAGCUUUUAUUCCUCUCCAUCGGCCGGGUGUUUCAACCGAUCGGCUUCUCCGACGCGCGUGAAUUUACACGCUCUGGCGCCGGUGAAUUCUACGCCUAGCGUUAGGUUCUCCAUCGACAGAUCCAUUUCUCCUCGGCGUUCCAUAGCGGUAUCUCAGCGUGAUCAGGUGGUUCGAAAGCAGAUCCCGAAGAGGACGUGCUUAUGUUCUCCUACGACGCAUCCUGGUUCGUUCAGAUGUAGUAUGCAUAAGAAUGUGAAGAAUACUCCUUCGAUUUCGUAUUCGCCUAGCCGAUUAAAUGCUCGGAGAUCGGCGAUGACGAAUUCACUGGUGCGUAUCUGGUCUGUUGAAGGUGAUUUAGUGAAACGAGCUUUGACAGCUCUUAUUAGGCCAUCGUCGCAUCAUCAGAGACGUCGUGGUGACUUUCAACCGCGUCCUAGCCGACUUUCCAGAAUGUCCAAAGCUGAUAACCUGUGAAAUUUCCGUUUCCGUGGUAACAGGUUGGUGAUUUUCAUAUAUUAACUGAGGCUCAUCUCCUGAGAGUUUUCCGGCGGUGGCGUCUGAUCCUGGCAGCGAUUCUUACUACUCCGGUGAAAUGAAAGCUAUAGUGCAAUUUUGAUGCAGUAUGGAAGUAGUAGAAUUCUCCCUUGUACAUAUGGUUUUGUUGCAGUAACUGAUUGCAAUUGAAGGACAAUUUGGACUUU
Molecule: messenger RNA, 962 nt
Organism: Solanum dulcamara
Lineage: Eukaryota; Viridiplantae; Streptophyta; Magnoliopsida; Solanales; Solanaceae
Exons: 1
Coding region: 121-735 (204 amino acids)
Source: RefSeq, a predicted model, not a curated record